Molecule: messenger RNA, 895 nt
Organism: Sinocyclocheilus rhinocerous
Lineage: Eukaryota; Metazoa; Chordata; Actinopteri; Cypriniformes; Cyprinidae
Product: protein-lysine N-methyltransferase n6amt2
Exons: 5
Coding region: 217-717 (166 amino acids)
Biological process (GO): methylation
Molecular function (GO): nucleic acid binding; protein-lysine N-methyltransferase activity
Source: RefSeq, a predicted model, not a curated record
GCGCGUGUGUUCGCGUUAGUACCAAGUGCGAUUGUACUCCCUCGGCCACCGUACUGUAAACACGUGAAGCCGUUCUGUUUCUCUGUUGUAAGUUUGUAAGUUACUGCUUAAAUACACACUGUAACGGCGUCGAUCAUUGGUUAGAUCUGUUAUCAUGAGUGACAGCGACGACGAUGUGCCAAGUUCUGCGUUGGUGCUGUAGAGGAAGACUGGCGCAUGAGUCAGUUCUGGUCCAGUGAAGACACGGCUAUACGGUUAGCAGAGGAAGUCAUGCAGCAGGCUGGAGAACAUGGGAGGAUAGCUUGUAUAAGUGCACCAAGUGUGUAUCAGAAGCUGAAACAGUUGGAAUCCACGAGGUCAGACAGUGUGUCUGCUGUUUUGCUGGAGUUUGACCGACGUUUCGCAGCAUAUGGAGAGGAGUUUGUCUUUUAUGAUUACAACAACCCUCUGUGCCUGCCUGAGGGUCUGCUUCCUCAGAGCUUUGACAUUGUCAUCGCAGACCCUCCGUAUCUGUCUGAAGAGUGUCUCAGCAAGGUGCUCCUCACCAUUAAAUACCUCACUAAGGGUAAAAUCCUGCUCUGCACAGGAGCUAUUAUGGAGGAGCUUGCUGGGAAACUUAUGGAUUUGAAGAUAUGCAGUUUUUUACCAAAACACAAUCACAAUCUGGCCAAUGAGUUCCGCUGCUAUGUUAACUAUGAAUCAAGCCUUCUCUCAUGAAAAAGGCUUUCAAUCUGACAACAUUUGAACAUUGUUUUUUCCUAUUAAACAUCAGCAGAUGAUUAUUUGGAACAAUAAAUACUCUCUCUCCAAGAGGUGCAUAGCAGGAUCCAGAUAUUAGAGCAGAGGAUUUGGCCCUUCAUCAGAGAUCUGCGAUCAGUCUUUGAUUAUACUUUGG